This is a messenger RNA of Eurytemora carolleeae, 1520 nucleotides long. Its product is annotated as ubiquitin-associated domain-containing protein 2. Lineage: Eukaryota; Metazoa; Arthropoda; Copepoda; Calanoida; Temoridae. Gene Ontology annotation, molecular function: protein binding; serine-type endopeptidase activity. The coding region runs from base 9 to 1049 and encodes 346 amino acids. The record is from RefSeq and is a predicted model, not a curated record. The transcript is spliced from 11 exons.
AUAAGGGAAUGUUUUUGUUUUCUGUUCUCCGACUAAUAAUAGAAUUGAGUGAUAUUUGUGAAAUUUCAGGGAAUAAAAUGACGCUGGUCAAUAUGCCGUCGAAUUCGGGAUUUCAAAACGCGCCCGUUUGUAAAACUUUGGGUUUUGUUUUCGGAGGUCUUCAUAUCGCAUCUUUUGUUCCAUCUCUCCGAGGGAUAUUUAGAAAAUUACUCGCAGUCCCUGACCGGCUGGAUAGUGUGGAGAGUUUAAUGCGUAGCCUGGGAUCUAAACUAUUGUUUACUGAUACAAAGAGUGCUGUUCUAGCUUGUGUUAUUAUUUAUAUGUUUAGGGUUUUUGAAAGAAGAUACGGAUCUCUUAAAUUUGCCAGUAAUCUUAUUCUCUCCUGGUUUAUCUCAGUUAAUUUAGAGGUUUUAUGUGAAUAUAUGUUUGGAUAUAGAAGUGUUGGUCCUCUUUCUCUUAUCAUUCCUCUUUAUAUACCCUGGUAUUUUCAGAUACCACUAGUCUCGGCCUCCAGGUACGGACCUAUUACAUUAUCUUCCAAAUCUUUAAACUAUCUGCUGGGUCUUCAGCUGGUUCUAGCCUCUCAACAAUCAAUGGUUGCAUCUUUAUGUGGGCUUGCUGCAGGAGUCCUGGUAUACUGUACUCCUUUAAACAGGUUGAGUUUGCCUGGUUGGGUGGGUUCAUGUUUCUCCGCAACCCUCGGACGAAUUCUUUGCUCCGAACCACAGAAGGAUACAGGUUUGAUGGGAGCUACUAUUGAGAUACAGCGGAGUCAGCAAGCUGAAGCUAUUGAACAACAGCUAAUACGGGCCAGGAACCGAUACAAUGUGCCAGUAGGAGGUGGGGGUAGGCAGUUGAGAUUGGAUGAGAUGUGGGGUGCAGGAGGGGGAGGGGCAGGGCCUAGACACGCCCCCGUCAUACCAUCCCCUGCAAUGCUGCAAACCCUGAUGGAUAUGGGGUUCUCCAGGGAAAGGGCCGAACAGGCUUUGAUACAAUCCCGGAAUAAUCUUGAUGAUGCAACUAGUAUUCUGCUUCAAGAUAUCAUGUAAACUGUAAGCAGUACAUGAGUAGUGUAUUUGGUACAUAACAUGUAAGCUGUAUACCGGGCAGUGCAUGAAUAAUGUGUUCGGUGCAUAACAUUUAAACUGUACCCUGGACAGUACAUGAAUAAUGUACUCGGCACAUAAAUGUACAAAACGGUGUGUUAAUAUGUACAUUGUACACUGUACAGUUUAUUUUCACUCAUCUUUAUUUAUCACACAAAGAAGAAAUUAAAACAAGAAACUUCGUGAACAAUCGAAAUUAUCAUAAUUUUAAAAUGAGGUUUAAACAAUGAGGCAGCGGCUUGUGAUGAUGAAUAAUAAUAUUUGAACCUCUCAACAUGAACUAAAGCAGGGAAAGUUAUCAAAAUAUUUUUCAUUUCAGUAUUUUGUGUUUUAAAAAUGUAAGGGAAUGAUGUAUUAGAAAGUUAAAUGUCAGUUUAUGCUUGUAAUUUUAAUAAAUUUUUCCUUAUGAAUUUU